CUGCUGGGUUUAGUCUGUCGCCGUACGCCAGCCGACUUGCUACAAACUGCGGUACCACAAUGAGCUGUCCCUAUGCAGGAAACGGAAACGACCACGACGAUGCUGCGGUACCGCUGUCCACGGAGGUGGGCAAGAUCUACGGGGAGUACCUGAUGCUCGACAAGCUGCUGGAUGCCCAGUGCAUGCUCUCCACGGAAGACAAGCGACCGGUCCACGACGAGCAUUUGUUUAUCAUCACUCACCAGGCAUACGAACUGUGGUUCAAGCAGAUAAUCUUCGAGUUCGACUCCAUUCGCGACAUGCUCGACGCGGAGGUCAUCGACGAGACCAAAACUCUGGAGAUCGUCAAGCGACUCAAUAGGGUUGUCCUCAUACUGAAACUGCUAGUGGACCAGGUGCCCAUAUUGGAGACCAUGACGCCACUGGACUUUAUGGACUUUCGAAAGUAUCUAGCUCCGGCGUCGGGCUUUCAGUCACUCCAGUUCCGCCUGAUCGAGAACAAGCUGGGCGUUCUUACCGAGCAGCGUGUGAGAUACAACCAGAAGUACUCAGACGUCUUUGGAGGCGACGAGCAGGCUCUGAGCGCCAUCAGGAGCUCCGAAUAUGAGCCCUCGCUACUCGAGCUGGUGCAGCGAUGGCUGGAGCGGACGCCCGGUCUGGAAGAGAGCGGUUUCAACUUCUGGAAGAAGUUCCAGCAGAGCGUCGACCAGUUCCUGGCCGCCCAGGUAGAGAUCGCCAUGGAGGAGCCGGUGGAGCAGGCCAAAAACUAUCGCCUGAUGGACAUUGAGAAGCGGCGCGAGGUCUACCACUCCAUCUUCGACCCGGCCGUGCACGAGGCCCUCGUGAAGCGCGGAGAUCGCCGCUUCAGCCACCGUGCUCUCCAGGGGGCCAUCAUGAUAACCUUCUACCGCGACGAGCCGCGUUUCAGCCAGCCCCACCAGCUACUCACCCUGCUUAUGGACAUCGACUCAUUGAUCACCAAGUGGCGCUACAAUCACGUGAUCAUGGUUCAACGCAUGAUUGGAUCCCAGCAACUGGGCACCGGCGGCUCAUCCGGGUAUCAAUAUCUUCGCUCCACGCUCAGUGAUCGGUACAAAGUAUUCCUGGAUCUGUUCAACCUGUCUACGUUUCUGAUACCUCGCGAGGCGAUUCCUCCUCUCGAUGAGACUAUACGCAAGAAGCUCGUCCACAAGAGUGUCUAACGGUUGACCAAUCCUAUACAGACCCAAGAAAAAUAAAGCUUUAAGUGCAGUUUUUUGUACAUCCUCGUA
Drosophila persimilis is the source of this 1271-nucleotide messenger RNA. RefSeq names its product tryptophan 2,3-dioxygenase (gene vermilion). The record is from RefSeq and is a predicted model, not a curated record. Gene Ontology annotation, molecular function: L-tryptophan 2,3-dioxygenase activity; heme binding; metal ion binding. Bases 60 to 1202 code for a protein of 380 amino acids. The transcript has 6 exons. Lineage: Eukaryota; Metazoa; Arthropoda; Insecta; Diptera; Drosophilidae.